Carassius auratus (goldfish) is the source of this 1952-nucleotide messenger RNA. Its product is annotated as voltage-dependent calcium channel gamma-3 subunit-like. Gene Ontology annotation, cellular component: postsynaptic density membrane; AMPA glutamate receptor complex. Bases 123 to 1340 code for a protein of 405 amino acids. Gene Ontology annotation, biological process: regulation of AMPA receptor activity; neurotransmitter receptor internalization; postsynaptic neurotransmitter receptor diffusion trapping. The transcript is spliced from 4 exons. Gene Ontology annotation, molecular function: voltage-gated calcium channel activity; channel regulator activity. The record is from RefSeq and is a predicted model, not a curated record. Lineage: Eukaryota; Metazoa; Chordata; Actinopteri; Cypriniformes; Cyprinidae.
GUGCCAAAACUUCUCGAAAACGUCACUGUCACGGACGCACACAUGUGAGAGACUUCAUCGACUUGCGUGAAUAUGUAUAAGCCGUGCUAAGUGUACACUGAUGCCAGAGAGCCGGGUGCAGGAUGAAGGUGUGUAAUCGUGGAGUGCAGAUGCUCCUCACCACGGCGGGGGCUUUCGCGGCCUUCAGCCUGAUGACCAUCGCGGUGGGCACCGACUACUGGCUGUACUCGCGUGGGGUCUGCAGGACCAAAAGCGUCAAUGACAAUGACACCAACCGAAAGAACGAAGAGGUACUUACGCACUCGGGACUCUGGAGACAGUGCUGCAUGGAAGGCAUAUUUAAAGGGGUUUGUAAGAACAUUGAUCAUUUUCCAGAGGAUGCAGAUUAUGAACAAGAUGCUGCAGAAUAUCUACUGCGUGCUGUGCGCGCCUCUAGUCUUUUCCCUAUACUGAGUGUGGGACUGCUGUUCAUUGGUGGAGUGUGUGUAGCUGCCAGUGAGUUCUACAAGAGCCGACACAAUGUCAUCCUGAGCGCAGGCAUCUUUUUUGUCUCAGCUGGCCUCAGCAACAUCAUUGGCAUUAUCGUGUACAUCUCAUCCAACGCUGGCGACCCUAACCAGAGCGAGUCGAAGCGCAGUCACUGGUACGGCUGGAGCUUCUACUGCGGCGCUCUUUCCUUCGUCAUAGCGGAGACUGUGGGCGUCCUGACCGUGCACCUGUUCAUCGAUACGCACCGUGUGCUGAGAGCGCGUGCGCAUCGAACACUCCAAACCAGCACGCAUUCCCUACAGCAUCGGCGCUCGAGCAGCUACCGUUCCCGUUACCGCUGGAGGCAGGGUCAAAACCGCUCCUCAGACUCCCGAUCGAACGAACCCUCUCCGGCCCCGGCGGCCCGUCCCGGGAACGACCUCAGGCUUUACGCGCUGGGACGCGGACUUCCACCAACAGCUGCUCACGCGCUCGCGCACAACAGCCUCAGCGCCGGGCGUGGUUUUGCACAUUUUCAUAACUCUGUCAUCGCUAAUAACAACUUUGCAAAUCCUCAUGUCCUCACCAUGCAGAACUCGUUGAAAUCAGAAAGAGAGCUUGGGCACAUACAGAACUCGUUGAGCACCGAGAAUGGCUUUGCCUUUGCAAAUGUACAUGGACAGAAUUCAAUCAAACCCGAAAAUGGAGUCGUGCUGUCGCAGAACUACAAACAAAACUUAGUGAAUCUCAGUAAAAGCCCAGUGCAUGCGCAAAAUUCUGGGAAUGACAAUUCACCCUUGCAAAACGCUGUAAAGGAGCCUUCAUAUAUGUCUCAAAGUAGCACUGCAUCAAGAAGAACAACUCCGGUGUAAAAAAAAUAAAUAAAUAAAAAGAACCUAUGCUGCUAUAUUAUGCUAUAUGAAAGGCCAUGAAGUGUUAGCUAAUUCCUUUAUUGAAUAUGUGCAUAUUAUUUGCUUUUAGCUUUAUGUACUAAAUGAAGUGGAUUGACUCUGCAAAAAAACUAAUGGUGCUGUUUAUCGUGCCCAGAAUUUCUCAUUCCAGUGGUCCAGUGAGCAACAACAACAAAAAUCCAGAAAGUGUUAAAACAUUGUUUAGAACAUUCGGUUUUUAGUGGACCAUACUGGAUUGGGAAAGAUAAUAUACAGUUUUUAUACAAAUUAACAGCCAAUACAAUUGAUAGGACAGAUAGCCUGGAGCAACAGGGUUAAGUGGAUUGAUUUUAGACCCAAUGAGGGCAGAACAGGAUGGUGGCUUUAGUUUCUGGGUCAUGCAUGACUAUGACUGAACCUUGAACUUUUGCAUUUGCAUGUUGCAUGCAAUCAGAAAACGCUGUCUUGCUACCUCAAUUAUUUGGCGUGUUCAAGUUUGCUAACACCAUGUUUGUUGUCACAUCUUCAGAAUGGAGAACAGGAGAAUAUGAAAAAAGAUUUGUUCUAUUUUCAGAACAAAUGUACUAUUUUCUA